AUGGCCACUUUUGUCGUUCUCGGAGGCACUGACAACCUCGGCUACUUCGUCAUCAAGACUCUCGUGGAGGAGUACAAGGACGCCUACCCCGCUGUCCGCUUCACAACCCGCGACCCGACCUCCGCCAAGGCGAAGGAGCUCGUCGCACUCGGCGCACACGCCUUCGCGUUCACCGACCCCCUGGACACGGUUCUCUCCGGCGCCGCCGUCGUGGCGAACAUCGUCCCCUCCUCGACGGAGACGACGCUCCUCCCGGAGCUUGUCCCCGCCCUGAUUCGCAACGGGGUCCAGGUCUCCUUCCCGUCCGAGUUCGCAUCCGACCUCCGCAACGUCGACUUCCCGGGGUACGAACACCCAGAGUGGACGACCAACCGCGCGAACCGCGCGACCGCCAUUGAGCUCGCUAAAGGGUCCGACCUCGUCGUCAUCCCUGUCACCACCGGGAUCUUCAUGCCCUGGGCCGCGCACAUGUUCGUCGACUGGACCAGCAGCAGCACGACCGGUUACACCUCGGGCAAGCGCAUACAUCGCGCGGCGCUCGCGCGGCUCGCGGAGCUGGCCCGCGACCCCGCGACGCGUGCGAGCGUGCCCGGUGCCGAGGACGGCGUGCGGAUCGCGGGCCAGUUCAUAGGGAGCGCGGAGGUCGCCGAGGCGGUCAAGAAGGCCAAGGGCCUGGACCUCAAGGUCACCCCGUUCGACGCGAAGCAGGCGAGGGAGACGCUGAAGGCGAUCUACCCGCCGAAGGCGCUGUCGGCUUUCUUGCUGUAUGCAGGGAUACUCGUCGAGGAAGGGCUUUCGGACUACUCUGCCGACUGCCACAACGAGCUGGUCAACCCUGGAGAGAAGUUCUGGAAGUGGAAGACUUUCGAAGACCUGUUGCGCUCCACGUGA
This is a messenger RNA of Epithele typhae, 891 nucleotides long. RefSeq lists its product as uncharacterized. The record is from RefSeq and is a predicted model, not a curated record. The transcript is spliced from 5 exons. NCBI's taxonomy places the organism in Eukaryota, Fungi, Basidiomycota, Agaricomycetes, Polyporales, Epitheliaceae. Bases 1 to 891 code for a protein of 296 amino acids.